Molecule: messenger RNA, 4158 nt
Organism: Vitis riparia (riverbank grape)
Lineage: Eukaryota; Viridiplantae; Streptophyta; Magnoliopsida; Vitales; Vitaceae
Product: probable inactive receptor kinase At5g10020
Exons: 3
Coding region: 860-3922 (1020 amino acids)
Biological process (GO): protein phosphorylation
Molecular function (GO): protein kinase activity; ATP binding; protein binding
Source: RefSeq, a predicted model, not a curated record
GAAGAUUCCCACCCACUACUCCCACGCCUAAAGGCAUUGGGAUUCGUUUGAAGAAAAUUUAACGCAAGUCAAAACACCAGCUCACCAAUUUGGUGUUUCUAACAAUCAACACAAGAGGCCUCCCUCUGAGUUUGUGGGUAAUAACUGCACCUACCAGUACAACUAUCUGUUCUGUUCUCUACUCCACGCUCCUUUUACUCUCAGUCUCAGUCUCAUCUUUGGAUUCCACCUUCUCUCCUGUCUUUUAAUUUUGAGCCUCCUUCCUACAUUGCAUAGUACAUUCACAAAUUUCAGAUUGUGCGCUUAUGGUUUCAAGUAUUAGUGUUUAGCUUGGUCUUUCUUUUUUUUAUUUGUGGGGCUUUGAUGGAGAGGAGGAAGCCCCUCUUUUGCGGUGACUCCCAGUGUUGAAGAUGUAGGAUUUUAUGCAAAAUCCCACCUUUUUUUCGUUGUUUUUUUGUUUCAGCAGUCACGGGUCUUCUUUCUAUUUCUUGUUCAUCUUUUCUUUUUGGGUACAUUUUGGUUUUGACUUGAUUUGCUCACAGUUUGGUUUCCAGUUUUACAAAAAUGGGUUUGUUUUAGCAAUGCUUGAGCUCUGGUUUUCUCUUAGUGGUUUCUGUUAGUUGCAACUGCAUUCUUUAUGUCCAUUCCUUUUCAUUUACCCCAUUGCUUCUAGUUUUUGUCUUAUUUUUUUGUAAGUCCAAAAAUUUUUUGUUCUGCAUUAUUGUCUGGUCGUUUUCUGCUCUUUUUCUGCUUCAAUGCACAUGGGUUGAUUCUGUUUUCUUCUGAAUUGUGUAAAUUCUGUGUUUUGGGCCUAGAAUUUGUAGAAAAGGAGUAAGAGUGGAGGUUUGUUGUAGUAGGAAUGCAUUCCACGUGUUUGAUAUUCUUGUUGUUGGUAGAAUUGGCAGUGGGACAAUCAGAUUUCGGGGCACUCAUAGAGCUCAAGAAAGGGAUUCAGAAAGACCCUUCUGGAGUUCUUGAUUCAUGGGAUUCUAAAUCCUUAGCGUCUGAUGGGUGUCCAGAAAACUGGUUUGGAAUCAUCUGUAGCGAAGGCCAUGUCACAUCCAUCGCCCUAAACGACUUGGGUAUAGUUGGAGAUUUUCAUUUCACUGCCAUUACUGGCCUUAAAAUGCUUCAGAACUUAUCAGUUUCCAACAAUCUUUUCACUGGGACUAUCGAGGACGUAGGCUCCAUUGAGUCAUUGGCAUAUUUGGAUCUCUCACACAAUGCUUUUCAUGGGCUGAUACCCUCAGACUUGACCCACCUGGAGAAUUUAGUUCUUCUGAACCUUUCUUCCAACAAUUUUGAAGGGAAAGUGCCAUCUGGUUUUGGAGAUCUUGAGAAGCUGAAGUAUAUAGAUUUCAGGGCAAAUGGAUUUUCCGGGGACAUUAUGCGUUUUCUCUCUGAAUUGGGUAGCGUGGUGCAUGUUGACCUCAGUAGUAAUCAGUUCUCCGGAUCACUGGACUUGGGACUUGGAAACUCCAGCUUCGUUUCCUCGAUUCAGUAUUUGAAUAUUAGCUGCAAUUCCUUAGUUGGCCAGCUUUUUGCUCAUGAUGGAAUGCCAUAUUUUGACAGUUUAGAGGUGUUUGAUGCUAGUAAUAAUCAGUUGGUGGGUGCUAUUCCUUCCUUCAAUUUUGUAGUCUCUCUUCGGAUUCUUCGACUUGGAAGAAACCACUUAACAGGGUCUCUACCAGAAGCUCUUUUCCAGGAGAGCUCAAUGAUCUUGUCUGAACUAGAUCUCAGCCUUAACCAGCUUGAAGGUCCUGUCGGAAGUAUCACGUCUGCAACUCUAAAGAAUCUUAAUCUGUCUUCAAACAGGCUGACAGGUCUCUUGCCUGCCAGGGUGGGGCACUGCUCCAUCAUUGAUCUGAGUAAUAAUAUGCUGUCAGGGAACUUGUCCAGAAUGCAAAGUUGGGGAAAUUAUGUGGAAAUUAUUGAUUUAAGCUCAAACAAAUUGACAGGAAUCUUGCCAAACCAGACUUCUCAGUUCUUGAGGUUGAUUUCACUCAAGUUAUCCAACAACUCAUUAGGGGGAUCUCUUCCGCCUGUUUUAGGUACAUACCAGGAAUUAAAAGUGAUUGAUCUAAGCCUCAACCAGCUCACUGGGUUCCUCCUCCCAAGCUUCUUCAACUCAACAAGAUUGACUGAUCUUAACCUGUCUGGCAACAAUUUGACUGGAUCCAUACCUCUGCAGGCAAUCCCAGAUAUUCCUUCAAUUGAUUCCACCCAAAAUUUGAGCCUAGUUUCUCUUGAUCUAUCUGGUAACUCAUUAAGUGGUCAUUUGCCCCAAGAAAUUAGUGGUUUCCAUGAAUUAGUUUAUCUUAAUCUAUCUAACAACCUUUUUGAGGGUAGCAUCCCUGAUGACCUUCCAGAUGGAUUGAAAGGAUUCAGUGUGUCUUAUAAUAAUCUCUCUGGCAUAGUACCUGAAAACUUGAGGAGGUUUCCUGAUUCAGCAUUCCAUCCAGGAAAUUCCUUACUGGCUUUCCCUCGUUCACCAUCAUCAUCAAAUGCUGCUCCCGAUCUUGAUUUGAGGGGGCAAGGGUCGUCCCACAUGAAGCCUGCUGUUAGGGCUGCUCUGAUUGCUGGUUUGGUUGGUGGAGUUUCUAUGAUAGCUCUCUUGUUCGUAAUGAUAUGUUAUGGGGCCCACUGGGUAGAAUGUAGCAGGGACAGUUUGAAAGGGAAUGGCAUGAAGAAAGGUACCGAAAAGGAGACUUCAUCUGAUCUUCAUACAUCAGCACUUCACAAAAUUCUAGAUCCAUCAAUUACUUCAUCUAGUUUCCCUCAAGACAAUACAUCUUCAUCGCACUUGGGAUAUGAACAUGAGCAUGGUAUUAUAUCGUUAGUUACAAAGAAGCCUAGUGAUGGCAGCCCUCCUGAACCAAUAAGAGAAGAUGAAGGAAUAUCUUCUCCAAUAUCUCUCCUGUCACCUUCUAAUCCAUCACCUUCUAAAAGCCCAUAUCGGCCAGACGAGAAUCCUGAUGUGCUCAAGGUGUGUUCUCCAGAUAAAUUGGCUGGGGAUCUACAUCUAUUUGAUGGCUCUUUGGUGGUUACUUCAGAAGAACUUUCACAUGCUCCGGCAGAAGUUAUUGGGAGGAGUUGUCAUGGAACAUUAUACAAAGCUACACUUGACUCUGGUCAUGUAUUAGCUGUAAAAUGGCUGAGGGAGGGGAUAGCAAAAGGAAGGAAGGAAUUCUCAAGGGAAGCAAAGAAACUUGGGAACAUCAAGCACCCAAAUCUAGUUUCUCUGCAGGGUUACUACUGGGGUCUAAGGGAGCAUGAGAAGCUGAUCAUAUCCAACUUCAUCAAUGCACCGUGUUUAGCCCUUUAUCUUCAUCAGAUGGAGCCAAGAAAAUUCCCACCCCUGUCCCUGGUUGAGCGGCUCAAGAUCGCUAGAGAUGUAGCCUGUUGUCUGAACUUCCUCCAUAACGAGAGAGCCAUACCUCAUGGCAACCUGAAAUCGACAAAUAUCUUAUUAGAAACUCGUAAAUUAAAUGCACUCCUAACUGAUUACAGUCUCCACCGGAUAAUGACUCCUGCAGGCACUGCUGAGCAGGUUCUAAAUGCAGGUGCUCUUGGCUACCGGCCACCUGAGUUUGCCAGCUCAAGUAAACCGUGCCCAUCAUUGAAAAGCGAUGUCUAUGCAUACGGGGUCAUCUUGUUGGAGCUGCUGACCGGAAAAAGUUCUGGGGAGAUAGUGUCCGGGAACACAGGAGUGGUGGAUUUGACAGAGUGGGUGAGGUGGUUGGCUGCAGAAAACCGUUGGGGUGAGUGCUUUGACAGGCUCAUUCCAGGUAUGCAGUCUGUGGACCACCCACCAAGAUGUCUGCAUGAAAUGCUGCAAGUUGCUCUAAAUUGUAUCCUCCCAGCAUCUGAGAGACCAGACAUGAGGACGGUUUAUGAAGAUAUUUCAUCUGUAGUGUUAUGAAAGGCCACCAAGCUUGAGGAUUAGCUCUAACUUCAGACUUUGACACUAACCCAAUUGAUUGAUUCUUCCUUUUAGGCUUUUGUGUUGCCUCCAUUGUUGUCUGUAAUUGUUUAGUUGAAGCCUCCCUUUGUUCAGGAUGGAAGUAGAAUUUUGUGACAUGUAAGGGCUAAGAAUAAAGGUAUUUUGUAGAUGUUGGGGAAUGGAAUAAAAAAGGUCAAAUAUUUUGAUUUUUUCUA